CCUGAUACAACAAAGCACUCAAUAGCUUAGAUUCCGAGCUCACAUGCCACCUUUUGUCCUACAAAGAAUUCUGAAUAGGUGAACAGUAGUGAUUGAUAUAAGGUACCUAUAGACUUAUUACAAUGAUAAGAGAUAAAACACGAUCUAUAACAAUAUAAAUUUUUUGUUUGAUGUUUUUAUCUGUCAUAAUCCAUAUUUAUAUUUCUAUCGCAUGUUUAGAUAAAUGCUCGGAUAAAUGGUUGGAAUUUUGCCAUCAUUAUCGUUGACAUAUUGGACAUUUUCUAACAUUCACUCUUUGGGAUAUGGAUGGCGUCGGUUUCAGUUUGGCCAUAGGCACACUAAGGGCCUUGGCCUUCGUCUACGACGUCCUCACAUUCCCCGUUUAUAUGAUCCUCCAGAGGCCAUGGCGUUUACGUCAACUGUCCAGAAAAUCUAGGGGCAUAUUAGUGGACAUCGAAAGAGAACAGUCUAAUGAUGUAAGCGUUGAUAUCAAGGAAAAUGAUUUCAAUAAAACUAACCAAUUUAGAGAUCCACCAUAUAAAUUCGAUAAGGCUAAAGCUAUCCAAGAAGAUGCCAAGUCCGUCACGUACCGAUCCGUCGUCGAGCCUUCCGAAUUUCACGUCGCCUUGGCCAAGGAGAACAUCGACACCAUGGCCAAGAUGUUCGAGUAUUGCAGCAAAAAGUAUCCCAACAGGAAGUGCCUCGGCACCAGAGAGAUUUUGGCUGAGGAGGACGAGGUGCAGCCGAACGGGAGGGUAUUCAAGAAGUUCGUGAUGGGCGACUACCGAUGGAAGACCUUCGCCGAGGUGAACAUCCUGGCCGCCCACUUCGGCAAGGGGCUGCGCGAGCUGGGCAACGCGCCCACCAAGAACGUGGCCGUGUUCGCGGAGACGCGCGCCGAGUGGAUGAUCGCCGCCCACGGCAUCUUCAAGCAGAACAUCCCGAUGGUGACGAUCUACGCCACGCUGGGGGACGAGGCUAUCGCGCAUGCUAUCAACGAGACAGAGGUGUCGACGAUCAUCACCAGCUACGAUCUGUUGCCCAAGUUCAAGAAGAUUUUAGAAUUGACGCCUAAGGUCAAAACUCUGGUUUAUAUGGAGGAUCAACUGAAGAGUUUGGGGAGUGUGGAGGGGUACAAGGAGGGGGUGGAUAUCGUGAAGUUUUCUGAGGUGUUGCAGAAAGGAUCUAAUUCGACCAUCGAAUCCCAGCUACCCAAACCGGAAGACACGGCCAUCAUAAUGUACACCAGUGGCUCCACCGGCGUGCCCAAGGGCGUCAUCCUCCUCCAGAAGAACCUCAUCAGCACCCUGCGCGGCUUCUGCGACUGCACGCCCAUCUACGAAUCGGACGUCAUGAUCGGCUUCCUGCCCUUGGCGCACGUGUUCGAGCUGAUGGUGGAGAGCAUCUGCCUGUUUGGGGGUGUGCCCAUCGGGUAUUCGGGGCCGCUGACCAUGAUCGACAGUUCCAGCAAGAUCAAGAAGGGGACCAAGGGGGACGCGAGCGUGCUGGGGCCCACGGUGUUGACGAGCGUGCCGUUGAUAUUGGAUAGGAUAUCGAAAAGUAUUCAGGAAAAGGUCCAGAAGAGUAGUAAUCUCAAGAAAGUGAUGUUCAAAUUCGCCUAUGACUACAAAACGAGUUGGAAGAGGAGAGGAUAUUCUACUCCACUUAUCGACAGAGUGAUAUUUUCGCCUGUCAAACAACUGAUGGGUGGAAAAAUGAGACUGAUGAUAUCCGGUGGUGCACCGCUAUCGCCCGAAACCCACGAACAAAUCGCCACUUGCCUGUGCGUCAACAUAAUCCAAGGUUAUGGACUGACCGAGUCGACUUCAUGUGCUUGCGUGCAAGACUUAUACGACAUGUCCUUCGGCAGAGUGGGCGGCCCUUGCACCAACUGCGACAUCCGGCUGGUGAGCUGGGAGGAGGGCAACUACCGGGUGACCGACAAGCCGUACCCGCGCGGCGAGAUCCUCAUUGGCGGCGACAACGUCAGCGCCGGAUACUACAAGCUGCCCGACAAGACCGACGAGGAGUUCUUCGAGGCCGAGGGCAAGCGGUGGUUCCGAACAGGGGACAUCGGGGAGAUACACAAAGAUGGGGCCGUGAAGAUUAUCGACCGAAAAAAAGACCUCGUGAAACUCCAAGCCGGCGAGUACGUAUCCCUGGGCAAGGUCGAGGCCCAACUCAAAACCUGCACCCUAGUCGACAACAUCUGCGUGUACGGUGAAUCGUCCAAGGACUUUUGCGUGGCGCUCGUCGUGGCUAACCACCCCCAGCUGCGCGAUCUGGCGGCCAAGAAGGGCAUAACCGACAAGUCGUUCGAGGAGUUGUGCGUGGAUCCUAGGGUGGAGAAAGCCGUGAUGCAAGAGUUGGCGGAGCACGGGAAAAGAAGCAAACUGGAGAAAUUCGAAAUCCCUGCCGCAGUGAAGCUGGUAAAGGAAGCUUGGUCACCUGACAUGGGCUUGGUGACGGCAGCUUUCAAGCUGAAGAGGAAGGACAUCGAGGAGCGCUACAAGCACGAAAUCAAGAGGAUGUACGCCUCCUGA
This is a messenger RNA of Phaedon cochleariae (mustard beetle), 2543 nucleotides long. Lineage: Eukaryota; Metazoa; Arthropoda; Insecta; Coleoptera; Chrysomelidae. The record is from the annotation of a GenBank genome assembly.